Notolabrus celidotus (New Zealand spotty) is the source of this 4352-nucleotide messenger RNA. RefSeq names its product SH3-domain binding protein 2 (gene sh3bp2). Lineage: Eukaryota; Metazoa; Chordata; Actinopteri; Labriformes; Labridae. Gene Ontology annotation, biological process: signal transduction. Gene Ontology annotation, molecular function: SH3 domain binding. The record is from RefSeq and is a predicted model, not a curated record.
UUUAAUUAGUUGUAUUCAUAUUAAUAAACUCCCAUUCAGAAAUGGGAAUAUCUUGCAGCCAGUUUAUAGACUGAAACGCUCCCUUGCUCACCCCCCUUGUUGGUGAAGCAACGGUGGCCUUUGAGGACAAGAAGCUCCUAUGGUGCACGAUAAAUAUGAUCCUCCAUUCGUCACAUUUUACAAUCAAAAAGCUUUUAUCGAAACAUAUUCUAGUGCAAUCUUCACCUUUGACUUCCAACUGGUGCAUUUUUUACAGCCACUCACUAAACUACUUACUAUUUCUACAAUCUGUGCUUGUAAUAUCACGCUUAGUUUGUUUUCAUGUGUGUUGACAUCACUUCCUGUUUUAUUUUUGUAACUCUGGUGUUCUGGUAUAAUGUUGAGUGUUACUUCCUUUCAUUUCCCGCCCUUUUUCCACACACACCUGUGCCUCUUUUGCAAUUAACCUGGCCUGUAUAUAAACCCCUGUGCUUCCACCUGCUCUUGUUGUCACCUUGGUGUGUUCAUGUGCUCCAGCUUUGUUUGCCUGCCCGUUUUCUGACCUUUGUUUGGAUUUUGAUGUUGUGGAUUUACCCUCGUUGGAUUUGUUUGCCUUCGCUGACCAACCUGCUGUGUAUGAGCCCUGGACUGUUAAGCAAAAAAUAUGUCUUCUGAGCUCUAUUGAUGUCCUGGACUCCUCUCUGCACCUGAGUCCAGCUCUGUUCUAAACUACAGUGGAAACAUGGUGGUGCAAGAUGGCAGCCUCCUUGGAACUUCACAAAAACAAAGGAGUUUUUUAUGCUCAGGGAGGGUGUUGUGACACUUCAUACAGUAGCUCUGAAUCGCCACGCCAGGAAGUAAAGUGAGCUGAAGCGGAGCUCUGCAGGGCUCAGACCACUGAUGACACAGACGCAGACAGAGGAGCUACACAACUGACACAGCACUCCAUGGGCCCUGUGUGUCCGAAGGAGUGAGUGGUGUGGGUUUUACUCAACAACCAAUCAGACUCAAGCUCCGAGGAAGCAGGAAGGAACUUGUGCUGCCAGUCGACCAAUCAGGAGCUUGGGCUGGAGGAGGAGGCCCUUCAGGAAGCGACUGGCGGAGUAUCGGGGGUUCACACAACCAACAGACUUCCUAACCAACAAGACUGAUUGUUCUAUCUUCCCGUCUAUUGAACUCUUCAGUUUUCUCCACCUGUUCAUCCCUCUCUUCUUACAUCUUUUUCUUAUUUAUCCGUACUCUUCCUUUGUUCUUCCAAAACUUAACACACUUUUAACCUUGAAUCUAUAUCGCUGUUGAACUUUUCUCCUACUCGUCUAACCGUGAAUCCAGUGAAACUCCUUGCAGCCAGAAAAGAAUGGUGGUUUAUUGCUUUGUGCUGUCACUGUCAUGUUCGCUGACAUGUCCGCCCCGUCCAUGAGGAAGAAGUCGUUUGCACGGAGCAUCAAGCCAAGCGUCAGGAUGUGUGUUCGGGAACAGAGGGAUGUCCUAACCAUGUCGUCUCCAGAGGUGUGCUGGCCGGUGCCGAUGCGAGCCAUCGGGGCUCAGAACCUCCUCACUAUGCCAGGAGGAGUUACAAACGCAGGAUAUCUGCACAAGAAAGGAGGCAGCCAGUACCUCAUGAAAUGGCCUCUAAGGUACACCAUUAUCCACAAGGGCUGUGUGUACUUUAAGAGCAGUACCUCUCCUGCACCACAGGGUGCGUUCUCUCUCAACGGCUACAACAGAGUGAUGAGAGCGGCAGAAGAGACAACGUCCAGUAACGUGUUUCCUUUCAAGAUCGUCCACUUCAGUAAGAAACACAGGACGUGGUAUUUCUCUGCAGCCAGCGAAGAGGAAAGGAGGAAAUGGAUGCGAUACCUGAGGAGGGAGAUAGCUCAUUAUAACGACAGAAAAGAGUACCAGAUUUCAAGUGACUCAGAUUCUGAUGCUGACAGUUUUUACGGCACCAUUGAGAGGCCCAUGGAAAUCAGACACACCAUGGAGAACACAGAAGCAGAUUACGGUGAGGAUGAUGACGAUGACGAUGAGGAGGACUAUUUAAAGCCAGACAGCGACUGUUCACCGACAUCCACAGGUCGACCCACAGGGCCUCCCCCGUCUUACCCUCCUCCCCCGGUGCCUGCAGCCUUCCUGCACCGUCCAGACUCCAGUCCAAAUUUCAAAGGAACACCUCCUCCAGUCCCGCCUCUGCACAGAAUCCCCACCAGCCCGUUUCCCAAAAAAACUCCCCCAUCUAUCCCACUUCCGUCCAUACUGAAGGACCCCAACAAAAGCCCACCCCCUCCUGUCCCCUUUGCCCCCCACCUGCAGAAGUCCAUCUCUUCCACGCCUCCACCGCCACCUCCUCCAAAUGCAAAGAAAACUCUCCAGAGCAGGACCAUCUCCAUGGGGGGGCCGGCGUUAGAAAAGAAAGACUGGAGGCCUCUGCCAGUGCUGGAAAACGGUCCCAUCCACUGCUCCCCUUCUACUGGAGGGAGCCAAUCAUCAGGCAUCAACCAUCAUGGGCCAGGCAUCAACCAUCAUGGGCCGCCCCUCAACCUCCGCAGCAAGCCAAGCCUUCCGCUUCCACAUAUGUCAAAACUUGGAGUGUCCUACCUCAAGCCUGUGACGCCGGUCCCCAGCAGCCCUCAGCUGUCUCCUCUUCUUAAACUUCACAACAAACCAGCGUUACCAAAACCUCCUCCACCAGCAGCAAAACCUCCAAUCCCUGCACCCAAGACAAAGCCGCCAGGAACCCCAUUUCAAAGAGCGUCUCCAGACGGCCAGAGUUUCCGAUCUCUGGGAGAGGAGACGCCGAUAGAGAGCAGGAAGAAACGAGAAACGUCAAAAGGCAGCAAGGGAGAAGAUUCAGACAGCGACUAUGAAAAUGUGCAGCUGCCAGACUCUGUGUUCAUUGACACAACUGAAACCAGCGUUGCAGAAAAGUUGUUCAAAGAGGGCUCCACUCCUCCAGAGGACGGUCUGUACUGCAUCCGAAACUCAGGAACCAAAACAUCAAAGGUGCUGGUGGUGUGGGAUGCAGCUAUAUGCAAAGCCAGAAACUACAGACUCUUUGAGGAGGGCGGUCUCGUUUUCCUGGACAUUGAAGUCAACUUCCCCAAUCUGUCAGCACUGAUCGAACACUAUUACAGCCAUCCUCUUCCUCACCACGGCUCCCUCUGUCUGCAGACGCCCUACACAGGGAUGCAGAUCUCCUGACUGAGAUACAGCAAAGACUAUAAAAUACAAACUGUAAGCAAAGGAGAGCAGAGAAGACAACACCUGUGUGUGUCGUGAAGCUGAAGGGUGCAUUCUGACAAACAGCAAGGAUGGAGAUUUUUACAAAGCCUGGAAUGCGAAGAUGAAGUUUUGUGUGUGAAUCAGUUAUCAGUAUGAAUCAAGUGAAGAAGCUUGAUCCAAGAGUUUGUCACCUGCAUGAGAUGAACCUUAGAAAGCCCAGUGACCUCCUGUUCAGUUACACAACUCUAUGUUAAGAGGACAUUAUUUCUGUGUAUGGAUUAUAUAGGAAAUUAAAUUAAGUAAUAUAUAUUCUCCUUAUUUUCACAGCGUCUGAUAUCUGCUUAGUUUGACAGAGAACUAAUUUCUGAUGAGUCAUCUCACGAGUUUCAGACAAAAAUAAUAUUCAGGCUGAAUCAAAAUGUCAUCAAGCUCAACAUUUUGAUGCAUGCUGGUUAUUUUCAUUCCUGUAAAUGUCAGCAACCAAACAAAAGUGAACCGAGGAAAACAUGCCUCUGAAUACGGCUCUGCAGCAGAAAUAGGAAAUGAAUCAAACACGUCUUAUCUGGUGGCAAAUUUGAAGUUUAAAGACUUUUACCAACAAUAUUUGGAUAAUUUCUGUGCCUGUUGUUGAUUCAAACCAGGACAGUUUCAGGAACAAACUCAUAGUAUUAAUCCAGGUAGAAACUGAGCCAAAAUUUAAAAGACUCCAGAAAUAUCUAUGCAUAUUUCAUAAACUCAAAGCCUCUUGUCAAACCUUAGUGCCUCUCAUCAAACCUUUACUUUCUCUCUUGUCAAGCGGCAAAGUCCCAAAACUAUUACUGAUAAAUCCCUCCCAGAGACUGAAAAGACUAUUAGAUGCUCUCUUAAAGAAUGACCAUCAAGGUGCUGGAAAAUGAUACGUUCUUAUUGAGAGAAAGAGGUUUCUUUAAAAAACGUAAAGGUAAUACAAAACUGUCGAUUGAACUUUGAUAAAUGCUUCUUUUUGUAUCAAACUGCAGAACUCUCAAAUCUGCAGUCACAGCUUGUACAGCACUAUCUUAAAUUAUGUACAUCCUUCUAUAUUUAUAUGUAAAUCUGUAUGUAUUGUAAAAAGAAACUGUAAAAAUGUAAAUAUAUUAUUUUUACAGAAAUAUAAAAUAUCUCACUCUGAC